AUGCUGCGAAAUCUCGUCCAAUCCUUUCGUCGCACUUUGAAACAACCAGAAGCGAAUUUCACCAACAUUCGAAUCGCGAUUCGGGGCUUUGGAACACUCUCAAAGGCAUGUAGGCUACUUUUGGAGCCCGAAUUUUUGAACGAAGUCUUGACUUUGGUGCUUCAGAGGAUUCGUUACACCGAUUAUAAAGACGAUGCGACGCGUUCCAAACAACUUCUCGAGCAUUUACCGGAUUACGUGAACUCUCUUUCGGAAAUUAUGACCAACAUGGAUCACUUGACUGCCAUUCAGCUGACAUAUUUGGAGAAUAUUAUCGUCGAAUUGAUGCGAGAUUUUUAUUAUUUGAGUCAAAGUCAUCAUGAAUUGGUUGUCGUUUCAAUUCUUUCAACUCUCGCAAAUGUCCAGAAAAUGGGAGAAAACGUUUACAACGACUUUAUCGACCGAAUUGUCUUCCAAGGUGUCGUUUGGGCAUGCGACAAAUGCUUAAUUUACGACACCGAUUGGUCCGAAGAGCGAGAUUGGAAGGAAAAUGUGACUUAUCGCUCGUAUCUUCCGUUAUGGCAAGGCUUAAUUGACGAAGAACGUCUCCAUCCGAACUUUGAUAGGCCUAAAAUCGCAAGAAAACUCCUUGAUAUCCUGCUAAAUACGCUUUUUCAGAUAAUUGGAAAGCUAAAUUUUACUUUGAAGAAGAGGACUUACCGAGAUGAGGACGGAAUUGAACAAGAAUUUAAUUUUUGUGACCCGAAUAUCGACUUGGAACCCGUAAAACCGCAAGAUUUUCACAUUUUUGUCAAUAUUGUCGAUUUAUAUUCGGAAAUUUUGAAGAAUUUACCGGAAAUUACGAAAAAAAGUUCAAUAGCUCCACGUUGGCUUGGGCAUGCAUGUGACGAACUCAUCAAAAAAAUCUUGGAAUAUCCCUUAAUAAGCGGUUUCGUUAAAUUACUCGAAGUUUUGAUCAAAAUUGGAAAAGAAACAAACUACUUUUCAAACCUGAAUGAGCCAUUUCGUGUCUUAUUAAGUGCCUUUGUGAAAGAAAUCAUUCAGCGCGUUACUCAAUCAACAGCUGAGCUGCAACUUUCGUAUUUGAAACUCAUUUUUGUGUGUCCCGUCGUGUUAUUGAAGGAUUUUGUGAGGAAAAUGACAGAAAUUUAUCUCAUCGCUUUUGAGUUUGGGAAAAAUUUGCCCGUUUUGUGGAUUGCAUCGAUGGCGCUGAGGAGUUUGGAAGAGCUAAUUGAAGUUAUUGAAGAUGAAAAACGUAAAAAAUUGUUGAAAAAAGUGUUGCCGGCGUUGGAAUCGUUCCUCAGUAGUUCAGGAGAUGCGACAGUGAAUAAGAUUAAAACGGAAAUUGUGAGAUCUGGAACGAAAGGAGGGAAAAGAACGAAUAUUAAAAGGAAAUUUGAGAUUUCAGAGGGAAUGGAGACGGAGUUGCUUAAAUUUCAGAAGAGGAUUGUCUUGUUUUUAGGAAAACUCUCCUUAGAAGAAUGUCAAUUCAUGUUGCACCGCGAGCCCGAAUCCUUGGAAUUAGUAAAAUGGGAGCCAAAAAACCACUUAGACCUCAAAAUUCAAGCCAACGUCUUCAAAAUCGAUCAACUAAUCCCUCGAAUUAGUCACUUGGCGCUCUUUUCUUCGGACCGCAAGACAAAAGUUGCUGCUUGUGAGUUUCUUCACACAAUUGUUCUCUACUUGAUCGGCACCAACAACCUCUCAACUGUCAUUUGGGAGAAACUUUCACCGAAAAUCAUCGAAUUAGGCGUCGACUCUGACGCUGCAGUGCAGGAAAUGUUCGAACCUUUGCUUUAUCAAAUCGUUCAUUACUUGUCGAAACCCGAUUUUAUCCAUUUAAAAGGCACGGAAACGUUUUUUGAAGCACUUUUACACUUGAUUUCCCAUUCCAGCAACAAUUCCAUCCAAGAUUUGAGUGCAAAACUACUCCGAGAGUUCGUUUCGUGGAGUUUGAGACACGUGAGACGCGAUCGCGUGGGAGCAACUCCCGCUAAUUUGAAGAAUUUGUUCAAUCGGUUGAUGCUGUAUUGCACGGAUGCGGAUAAUAACAACAGAAAAGCGGCAGUUUUGACUUUUAAUAAUUUAUUUCGCAUCACGAGACAAGAAAAAAGUCUCGUUUCGGAGCUUUGGAUCGAACUUUUUUACUGUUACUGCACGAAUUACGUGAUGACUGAGAACUUUUAUCUCGAAAAUCAUCAAAAACCGGAAUUAGAACAACACAACAUCGCUUUGGACAACUUUAUGAAGGUCUUUGUCGUUCAAGAUUUUACGAAAUUUGAUCCCAAUCGACGUUUCCCGGCAGUUUUUGAUGCUCGUUUAGGCUUAAAAUCGGUUGCUUUGUGGGUCCUGAGCCAAUGUUCAUCGAUAAAUCAAAGAAAUUAUCGCCUAAAAUGCAUCGAAAUGUUCUCCGUGUUCGCCAAAACCCUAAAUCCCGACAAAUCUGUGAUAAAUUUCGUCACCGAGAACAACUUGGAGCUGAUAAAAGUCUUCGAAGAAGCAAACGGAAGCGGUUUGUCACGAUUUCCCGAGUACAAAAACACCGCAACGUUCCUUACGACGCCCCAACAAUGGCUUGCGACACUUUUAACCGCCCUCGACGGGUACUUUUGGGUCAUCCACAAAAAACUAGACGCCUCCAUCGAACAAAAUUUGCUCCAAGAGUCAUCAACGUUCCUUGUUGCCAUUGAAUUUUUCAUGCAAAACAUGAUUUUAGCGGAUUCAGUUGUUCCCUCAUCGAGUCAAUCCGAUAUUUCGACCGAUAGUUUGGAGAUGCAGCUGAAUUUGAAUGAACGGGAGACCAUUAAAAACCUAAAACAAAAAAUUAUUAUUAAAAUUUUCGAGAUUUUAACAAAUUUGUUGCUGCAAGAGACUUUUCCAACGGAUUUUUUGAGGAAAAAUCUCACAAAAAUCAUCGAAAUUGUGAAAUUUUUGAUAUUUGAGCCUGAAAAAUUGGAUUUUCCGACGCAUGAGAGUUCUGAAACGGAAAUUGGGCGAAAAACCAGUGUCAGAUUCGUACUAGAAGUUCAUCGAAAACUCAAUUCCAGUGUAAAAUUUGUAUUUUUAGGUGAAUUUCAUCUGGCCCAAAUUUCAUCUUUUAAGGAACUUAUGAUGUCAUUCGAAGCCGAUAUCCAUAAAAACUCGAUCCCAUACGAGCAUCACUCCAAAGCGAAAGGACUUUUACUGUCACUUUCUGCUCUUCCAUCAUCCGUCGCUGAAUUAGAACUACUUUUAGAUCAACUUUUCACAAAAAUUUUCACUUCCCUGAAGAGAACAUUGCUCGAAAGUACUGAAAUGGAGGUCUCGGAAGCUGUAAAUCCCAAUCCAAGUAUCAAAGAUUACAUUUCACGACUACUAAAAAUUGUGUUGUUAUCAAAAAAUGCUUCAACUCGGCUAAAAUCCUUCAUUUUCGACGAAACUAUAUUAAAAACGGACGAUACGGUAGUGAAACAUGGCGAAUUCUUCAAAAAUAUCUACAAAAACGUCGUUUUAGAGUUCGUUUGUCGCAACGUGGAAGAUUUUGUGCAAGAAAUGUUCUCGUCGGAAGAUGAAAUUUCCGGUUUUUAUCAAAUUUUGCAGUAUUUAUGUGAUUUUUGUGACUUUGCCCAUAAGAAAAUCACCCCGGAGCAUGCGGCAGAGACGAAAAAGUCACUUGUAAAGGCAAUUUUGAAGCAUUUACCAUCAAUUUUGAGUACAAGUCGCAAAGUAGAGGACAGCGAACUCCAAAUUGUGAACUUAAUCUCGCAUUUAAUGAUGAUUUUUAACGAAAACCCGCUUUACAUGAUCGAUUCCGAGGGAUUAAUUCAAUCGUGGUUCAUGGAAAUCAUGUCGCGGGACCAAACUUUGUUAGAUACGAAGACAAAACUGCUCGUUUUACUUCCAUGUUUCACGGGAUCUUUAUCAAAAAUCGAUUUGCAGCAAGAUUUGGAUGCUUGUCUCGUCGAACAUUUAAAAGAUAAGCAUUUUCCGCAUCAAUCCCACGAGUUCGAGCAUGGCAGCAUCCAACAUGACAGCUAUAUCGCGUGUUUUCAAGCGAUUUUAGAGGCUCUGGUAGUAACAAAGUCCCCUGUGAUACUGAUGUUCGUCGUAAAAAUCUCCGCUUCAGACCCAAAACACGUCAUCGAGCACGAACUGAGGCAAGCCAUCACUAAAUAUGCUUCCGGGCAGGUACAAGAGACACUUUUGGCGGAUAUUUUUUAUUUAUUUGACGUUUUUCGGAGCUAUUCGUACACGCAUGACAUUCGAACGACCAUUUUAAAAAGAUUUUUGUUGGGAAUUCUGAAGGCAAGUCCCGAAAAUGUCGCAAAAUUGUUCUUCAAAACGGCUUUUAGGGACAUUUGGCGACUCGUCAAGGCCCAACAUCGCACCAAACAUGCGUUAAUUGACAAAAUGGCGGGAUUUCAGCUGCUGGAAAUCCUUUUCGGGAUCUGCACAAAGGAUUUUCUCGACACUCCAGGCAACAUUGAAGCUGACGAACCUCCCAUGCGAGCGACAAUCUUCGCGUGUCGCGACGAAUUCCUCACCACAAACCACGAUCCCGAUCUUGCCGAGUAUUUCCGGAAGGCCCAAUGUGCCGUUUUUAAUUGUUUGUGCACGACACUCGCGAAUCACCAAACAAACGGCGACUUGUACUACAAAAUGUUGUUUAAAAACCCCCAAAUUUGGUCAAACAUCAUGAAUGUCAGCGAUUCGCAAGUUUAUCAGAUGACGUCGCAGGAAGUUGAUGACUAUCCGGUCGUUCGACGGCGCAUCGUGGCAAUUCGGAACAUUAAAAAAUUGCAGGGCGUGACGGAAAAUCGACAUUUUCAUGCAACGACGUCCAUUUAUGCGAGUUCCCUGAGUCAAGAUGUGCUCCGAGUGGAUUUUAGUAACACCAUUGUGAGGUCGAAUGUCCCUGAAGAGCCGGAAAAAGAACUUGCGAUGACUCCCUUUGGCGAAAUUGCGCUCGAAAAAAUCCUGAUAAACGAUCACGAGUGCAUGGCGAACAUUUGUGCGGUCAUUCAUCACAUGCGCGACAAGGAAAUAACGAAUUUCGGCUUCAAAGUCGUGUGGAUCGAGAGUUUGUGCGGCAUGAUGGUUGAACAUCCGGUACUAAAUGUGCGAAGAUUCAUCGCAAAAGUCGUGGAUAACUGUCGGGAUGUCUUCAAAAAUGCCGUGGCGACAGUUUAUCCGGCGAUACUGAAGUUUCUGAUCCAAGAUUUUACGAUGAUGAACGCUUUUGUCACGGAUUUGUGCGUUUUGCUGCUCGAAUGGAGUGAAGUCUACACAAUUCAAAGUCAAGAAGAGCAACAAUUGGCAUCGAAGUUGGUUGAAUUGUUAAUUAAAAAGGCAAAUAGCAAGAGAAAAGACAUUUUGAGGGCAAAUUUGGAGAUUUUUAAGAACUUUGUGGAGCUUUGGAAGGGAUUUUUGGUGUUGCCGUAUCAAGAAAUCUUGUUAAAAGUCGCUGAAUCGGAGCUGGCGGGGGAAAUGAUGGAUGUUGAGACAAAAGGAAGCAUUUAUGGCAUUCAUUUAAGUGCAAUUUUACUCUCGGCGGGACUGAUUCCGUGGAAUGAAGAUACGAAAGUGAACUUUUUUGCAGCUGUGAGAUGGUCCAUGUUCAGCAAAUACGCCGUCGAGUAUCAACCAGCAGGGCAAUUGUAUGGAAUGUGUUUAAGGGAGGAGUUUAAAGAUAAAACUGAAAGUGCCUUUUUGGAAAACCCUGACAUCGUCGAGUUCAUCUCCCAACUCAAAAUCGACCUUCGCCAAGACCAGAACAACGCUCUUGACAUCAUCUACGGCAUCCAAAAAUACUGCGUUACCUUCCUCAAGCCCUUCACAAAUCUCAUCACCGACAAAAUCCCGCUCGCCAUGCGAAAAAUCAAACUAAAAUACCUCGAAAUGUUCCUCGCUGCCAUGGAAUUCUACGAAAAUCACCUCUUCAAAGAGAUAAUUUACACCAUCAACAUUCGUCAGUUGCUCAAACAACCAGAUUUUAAGAUCAUGGCUUUACAUAUCAUCAACCGAGCGUUGCCUCUAAUCACGCCAACGGAAGUUUUAUUCCUUUUUACUGACGUCACAGCUUUAAUUAACGACGCCUCGAGCCAAGUUCGCGAAAUUGUGUAUGAAAUUUUAAUUUUUAUCUACAAAAAUUUGGCGGGAAAAGUGGAUUUACGGAAUAUUGAUCGCACCGGAGCUUAUCUCUUGGAAGGGAUUUUGGACUCAAACCCCGAAAUUCAAGCAAGAUUGAUAAAAUUUUGGUCAGAUCCGGAGCAACUUCCUCUGGGCUUGGAUAAACGCAUGGAAAAACUUUUUUGUCAAAUUUACAAACAUGACGCGAAAAAUUUUCUCACGGCAGCUACGUUACUUUUGCUUCAUCCGGCAAUCGUGGAUCCUACUUCGGCCUUACCUUUGUUCCAUUACACGCCGCCGGAGGAUGUCAAACAUGUCGAAAAACGUAUCGACACGAAUUGGCGACGCAAUGCAAGUCUCACGAGACCUCCUUUAUUCGUCGAAACGAAAACGCUGCGACAAACGAUCCAAACUUUGAGCUCCCAAGUCGAUGGAAUUCGCGUCACACAAACUGCUGACAAGGCGGAAACAACAAAUUUCACUCCAACAAUCGACCCAAACGACUUUUUCACGUCAAAAAAUGUCUUUGGCAGCAAUAUCGUGACGCAAGAUUCAUUUUUGGUCCGUACGCAACAACAACCGAGUCUCUCACGUCGCUCAAAUUUCGUCACGGAGACACAAGAAACGCAAAAAAGUGGAUUUAGUCAUCUUCGACAACGAUUUCUCAAGGACGAAAGUAAAAUUCAGAAGGAAAAAGCCUUAAAAGCGAUUAAUUUUCGUUACUCCAACGAGCAAAAACGUCGUUCGGAGCGCCGGGAGAACGAAUUACGUGUCACUUUGUAUCGGCGAUACCGCGACGGAGAUUUCCCCGACUUGACAAUCAAUUCUUUAGCACUUCUCUUGCCUCUGCAAGCCCUUUUGCGACACGACAAGCAAGUAACAAGACAAGUUUUCACCGAAAUCUUUGCCGUAAGUCAAAAAAUCGCACGGAACGAGGUCCUGAACCAACUAAUUGGCAACCAAACAAACUCCAUAAUGGAUUCUUUCGUCUCGGGAGACGCAACUUUCAUCGCCACGUUGUUAGAUAUCGCCAUUACCAACGCAAAAACUUUUAAAAUCUCACCGGGAGCUGUUAAAAACGUCGCCAAAGCGAGUAAUAACUUGACUUUGGGCAUUUUAUACCUCGAGGAACGCUUGAAUGUCAUUGAAAACGGGCAAGAAGACCAUUGGGCGCAAUUAGCGGAGUUGUAUCGUUGCUUAUCGGAACAUGAUGUGCUAAAUGGCAUCUUCGCCAACAAAAUUAACGUCGAUAAUCGCCUUCCGGAAGCGAUUCAAGCGAUGGCAGAGAACAAAUUUGAGCACGCCAACGAUAUUUGGAUCGAAAUUUUGGGAUCUGUGGAACGCGGGAAGCCGGAGGAGGACUUUUGCUUUCAAGCACAUUUCGAUUGUCUCGCGGCGCUUGGCGAUUGGGACGGUUUAGUGAAGAAUGUGCGUCGAAAAUGUGGCGAAUUGAACGAAGUCUGGGACAACGGAUUCAAACAAGAAGUGCUCCUUCCGCAUCUCGUUUCAAGCGAAACUCACUUAAUUUUAGAGGAAUUACACGAUAACGACUCAUUUUUAACACAUCUCGUACAAUGGCGUGCCUCGAAGGACCGUUGGGAGAUCUUAAAACAAAAUUUCAGUGAAGAACUUGCCAUGUUACUGGUUGCCCAAGGCGAUUUCCAUCAAGCAAGGGUCAUUGCCGAACAAAAUAUUCAAAAUUUUCUGCUAGAAUGGGCCAAUUUGGACAUCCUUUGUGACAAAAUUCGACUUUUUAAGCUAGAAAAGGUCCGAAUUUUGUCAGAACUCUUCACAACAAUCGAAAAAUUCUUCCUUCGACCCCCGAAUGAGGCGAUUUUCAACUCUGCAACGAAAUUUUAUGAGCUUUCCUUACCUUCAAAAACAGAUUCAACGAUUUUUUGGGACACCCUGAUCACGUAUCGCUCAUUUUUCGUGCAAAAAUUGAACGAACGAACCAUCGAUGAGGACCUGGAAAUGCAUAAAAAUAACAUUUCACUCACAGUUGAUGCGGAAAAGCUCAAAUUAUUCGACGUGGCAUUGAAACAAGCGAAUUACGGCUUAGCUGAGCACAUUUUGGAUCGGAUUCGGACAAGUAUUGACAUCAAACAAUUGGAAAUUCACGAAAGUUACUUGGAAAUUCGAAAGGCAGCGGAGAAAGAAAAUGUCGGGACACGCUUGAAUGAUCUCCUUUUGGCAUGUGCGAGACUCAAAAAGGCCCAAAAUGACGUUCAAAGCAGUUUGAGUCUUGCGGAAAUCGGAGAAAUGUUACUUGAAGUACCGGAAAAUGAAAGAAAUCAUCGGAUUUUUAACGAAUUUUGUGAGAAAAGGACUCCUUCGAGCGUGGAUUUGCAGGAAAAAGUCAUUUUUUAUUUGAAAACCGCUCUGGAAAGGAACAUUUCGAGUCAAAAUGUGACAGAAAUGGCAGAAAACUUUAUGAAAAUUGCGGAUUUUUCGUAUUUUUGUCUCGAAUCUCCUGAAAAAAGUGACAAAAUUCGCUUGGAACGAGACAUUGUUCAAUACACUUUGAAGGCAAUGCAGCUUGGGAACAAAAAAGCGCGCGAUCUCUUCGCCCGUUUGCUUCAACUCGAAGGUUUAAGUGACAAAAGUGUCUCGAAUACGUUCAUUUCCGAAGCUUCCAAAGUGCCCGAUUGGCUUUUCCUCGAAUGGAUUCCCCAAAUUUUGUGUCAUUUGGAUUUGCAACAAAGAUGCUGCUUGGAUAUAAUUGUCGAAAAAUUGAAUCGCGCCUUUUCAUCGGAGCUAAUUUACCCGUUGCGCUUCAAAAUUUUGAGCAAUUUGGAGGACGGGAAACAAGUUCGACCAUUUUUAACGGAGUUACUGGAUCGAUUGAUGACGCCGCUCGUGAAACGUUUCAUCAAUGGACUCUCUUUGAUCUGCUUGCCACUCGUCAAAGUCAAAAAUUCUGUUCAAAAUUUGCAAAAAUUGAUGCAAAGUCGGCCUGAAACGCAAGUUUUUCACGAUGCGGUUGCUAAAGAAAUGCAAAUUUUGUUCAAAAAUACCGACGAAGGCUCGGAAUAUCGCAAAAUUAUGUCUUACAAAACGCAUUUUGAGCAAUUUUUGCAACAAGAUCCCGUGACUUUGCGCGAUUCGAUCGUCAGUUCGUUACAAAAAAUGUUUGAAACGCUCAAUAAAUCAACAAAAUCGAACGCACAAGAAAUUCUAAGCACGGAAAAUCUCUCUCCGUGGCUCGCGAAUUACCAUUUCAAGAGCGGCACUGAAAGCAUUUCCAUUCCGGGGCAGUUUACGAGACCGAAAUCCAAGCCGCACAGCAACGAACACGUUCAAAUCAUCAAAAUCGACGCCAAUGUGACAAUUUUUCCCUCGAUUCGGAGACCAAUCAGGAUAAAAUUCUACGGAUCUGAUGGCAAGGAGUACACUUUUCUCACGAAAUAUGGCGAAGAUUCGCGACAAGAUCAGAGAAUUCAGCAAUUGUUGAGUAUCAUGUCGGAAAAGAUGGGUAACGAUCGAAAUUGUCGACUGCAGAACCUGAAAAUUGUUACUUAUGGCGUCACGCCAAUUGAUAAGCUUUUUGGGCUGUAUAAUUGGGUCGGAAAUACAAUUCAGUUGAGAGAUGCGCUGUUCAAAAGUUAUGAAAGACAUGAAAAUGGAUCGAUUGAAGACUUGGUAGAGUUAAUUAAGCCGGAGCAGGAAAGGCUUUUGAGCUCUGUGAAGAUUUAUGAUGUGCAGCCGUACGCUUUGACGGCGCUAAAUAACGAGAGAGAAGUUAUCGCCUCCAACUUCCGCAAAAUCAUCGAAAAAGUCCCGCGAAACCUUCUGAAGAACUCUUUACUCGACUACGCCUCAAACUACGAGAAAUAUUACGCCCUGAAAGCGAAUUUUGUUCGUAGUUUAGCUUCCAUGGCUGUCAGUCACUGGAUUCUCGGCAUCGGCGAUCGUCAUUUAAGCAACAUUCUCAUCGACACAAAGUCCUUCACGCUCAUCGGCAUCGAUUUCGGUCAUGCAUUCGGCACAGCGACGCGAGAUUUGCCAAUUCCCGAGCUAAUUCCCUUCCGUUUGACGCCCCAAAUGCAAGUCGCCUUGGAACCCAUCGGAGUUUUUGGUCAACUCGAACGUUGCAUGAUUCAUGCAAUGCGUUGCCUGCGUGCCGAACAGAAAAUUUUGAAAUCUUGCAUGGAUCUCUUCGUUAAAGAGGCAAUUUCGGAGUGGUUGACCGACACGUCGCCCGAAGCUCGAGUAAAUAUCGCUUGUCGCAAGCUGUUGGGCGUAAAUCCGGCAAAAGUGACGAAAGAAGAGCUGAAUUUGAAUAAAUUAAAGGCACGCGGAUACAUGGAAGGAUACAAAAAACUGCUAAAAACCUCAAAUUAUUAUGGGAGAGAGGAAAAAUUGUCUGUUGAGGCUCAAGUGAGGAAAUUAAUUGAACAAGCAACUGACGAGGCAUUGCUCGGAGUCACUUAUAUCGGAUGGACUCCGCAUUUUUAAACGAAUUUCGAACGUUUUUUCAAUAAAAAUUUCAUUUCUGAACAAGACCUUUAAUGAAAAUCGCUUAAAAGUUAAUUCAGAAUUCAAUUUCAAAACAAAAACAAACCGGAAUUC
Culicoides brevitarsis is the source of this 10680-nucleotide messenger RNA. RefSeq names its product DNA-dependent protein kinase catalytic subunit-like. Gene Ontology annotation, molecular function: protein binding; DNA-dependent protein kinase activity. Gene Ontology annotation, cellular component: nucleus. The record is from RefSeq and is a predicted model, not a curated record. NCBI's taxonomy places the organism in Eukaryota, Metazoa, Arthropoda, Insecta, Diptera, Ceratopogonidae. Gene Ontology annotation, biological process: telomere maintenance; protein phosphorylation; double-strand break repair via nonhomologous end joining. Bases 1 to 10566 code for a protein of 3521 amino acids. The transcript has 6 exons.